Molecule: messenger RNA, 594 nt
Organism: Nicotiana tabacum (common tobacco)
Lineage: Eukaryota; Viridiplantae; Streptophyta; Magnoliopsida; Solanales; Solanaceae
Source: RefSeq, a predicted model, not a curated record
AUGGCAAGCAGCGAUCUCUCUUUGAAUACCCCACAAACUUUCACCGGUGAAAAUUAUCAGAUUUGGUCAGUGAAGAUGAAAUCUUAUCUUGAAACUUAUGAUCUAUGGGAAGUUGUAAUGAAAGACAAACUUAUACAAUCACUUCCUGCAAAUCCUACCCUUGCCCAAAUCAAAGCUCAUUCAGAUGAGAAAACCAAAAAAUACAAAGCCAAAACUACAAUUCAAAAUUCAGUUGCAGAUUCAAUCUUCUCUAAAAUCAUUGCAUGUGAGACAUCAAAAGAAGCUUGGAAAACACUCAAACAGGAGUAUCAAGGAAGUGAACGAGCCAGACAAAAUCAGAUUUUAAAUUUGAAAAGAGAUUUUGAAUCUCUUAUAGUGCAAGAUGAUGAGACCAUCGCUAAGUAUUCUAACCGAAUUUCUUUAAUUGUCAAUAAAAUCAGGUUACUUGGCGAGAAUUUCAAAGAUGACAGGAUAGUUGAAAAGAUUCUUGUGACAAUUCUCGAGAAAUUUGAAUCCAAAAUUUCCUUUCUGGAAGAGUCUAAAGAUCUCUCUACCAUCUCUGUUGCAGAAUUAAUAAGUGUUCUUCAAGCAUAA